AUGGCCCCUCAGUCUGAUGCGGCUCCUGUCCGCGCCAGCGUCGGUGACGACCAUGUCAAGAAGCGCGUGAGCAGGAAGUUGCACAAGAGACGGAGAGAGGAUCUUUCAGCAACCAUAUUCCCCGAACCUCUACAAGAAAGCGACAACUCGGGCGACGAGGAUGUCGUCCCGACUCAGGGACCGCCCAUGUUCAUGAACAUGAACCAGAGCAUCUUUGGCUUGAUUGCUGCAGCGGGUUCGCGCGUCGACUUUAACGAUCGAUUCGAUGGUAUCAGCAGUGAUGAUGAGGAGAGUCCGGAACCCAAGGACCGUGAAGGACGGUCAGAAGACAUGUCCAAGACCUCUGUGUUAAAGUCAGCAGGCAAGGAGAAAGGCCACCGUAGGAGGAAACUUUCGGAGCACAAGCUAUUACGCUCUCUUCCUGCAUUGCCCAAAUUUCACACAAAGUCUAAGCGCCACUCAAGUCGUCUUUCUGCUCCUGCUGAAGUAGCCGACGAAUCCAGCGAUGCCAGCCAGAGUGGUUUAUCAACUCCUCCCACCUUUGCCAUCACCCGCCACGAUAGCCAUGGUCGACAAGCACCUGUAAUGUCGCGGAUGCUCGAGGCCAAGGCAGAGAUGACGAGCCGCCCGAGUUUUGACCUGGACCGGCUCUCGUCGGACGCGAGUCGGUCUAGCGAUAGUCAGGAACCGCAGCCUCUGGCAAAGAAGUUGAUGGAAAUCUUCGAGUUCAGCGAGCCGGAGCGGGUCAUCGAGGAAUAUCCUUGCUGGUUGCUACAGAGUGUCCUUCUACAAGGAUACAUGUACAUCACUUCGAAGCACAUUUGCUUCUACGCCUAUCUCCCCAAGAAAGCGCACGAGGCAGCCAAGUCGGGUUACCUCUCAAAGAGCGGCAAGCGAAACCCCAAAUAUAACCGAUACUGGUUCCGGCUCAAGGGCGACGUUCUGACGUACUAUGCGAGCUCGACGGAUCUCUAUUUUCCCCACGGCCAGAUCGACCUUCGGUACGGCAUCUCGGCAACCAUCGUGGACAAGGACAAGGAAGGGCUUCACUUUCAGGUUGAGACUCAUCAUCGCACAUACCACUUCCGGGCCGACAGCGCGCCUAGUGCAAAGGAAUGGGUCAAGAGUCUUCAGCGUGUCAUUUUCCGAAGCCACAAUGACGGAGACAGUGUCAAGAUUUCGCUGCCAAUCGAGAACGUGAUCGAUAUUGAAGACACUCAGAUGAUCGAGUUUGCAGAUACUUGCAAGAUCCGUAUAAUCGAUAACGACGAGACUUACGCGAUCGACGAGUACUUCUUCUCUUUCUUCAGCUUUGGCAAGGAAGCCAUCAAUGUGCUCAAGAUCCUUAUUGAGGAUACCUCGCCAGCAAAUCGCUCAGCGGAGCAGAUCCCUCCCUCAGCCCGAACUUCCAUGGCGGCAAACAGAAACAGCCUGCAUGUGGGCAAACUGCGGACUACCAAGCUGCCAGACACGGUCAAGGCGACCUUGUCACCAAUGUCGCCCAGUUCUCCUAGCCAACUUAGCCCUCGCGCAAGUAUGGAUGCGCCACGAUCUAGCUUUGAUGCGCUCAAGAAUUUUGGACGAAAGAGUAUCGACGUCAGUCGCCCUCCUAUCCGAGAUAUCAGCCCUCGAACGAGUUUUAACGGAACGCGACGAUCGAUGAGCCGCAGACGCCGAGAGGGUACCACGACUCCGAAGCAAGCGCUAGACUCUGGGGACUCGUUCCUUCAGUCGUCAGUAGAGGACCCGAGCAUCUCUACUCUGGCCCCGUCUUCUCUCGAAGACCCGUCUGCCAGCCAGAUCCUGAGAGGAAGUGAAGUCUUUCACAACCCAACUAUGCGACGGUCGGCUUCGGCCAGCAGAAAGGUGUCUCCUGACAAGAACGUGCCCCGUAACUCCAGCGCACCGCGCAUUCGUCCCAUUGUUCAUGCGGCGACGACUGGCUCUAUGCAGGAAAUGCAGGGAGAGGGGGAGAGCUCUCAACGCCCACUUACUCCAACGCUGCAGAGCAUCACCAAGAUGGGAGCAUACCCAUUGCAGAGAGCAAAUGCAUUUGCCGAGUAUCUCAGCAGGACUAGCCAGCGCAUGGGUUCAAUGUUUGCGACCGAGUCAAUGGGCUACGUUGAAAAGGUUCACGGCAUGUGGAAGGGAGGCCAUCGCCAUUACGAUGAGCCUUCUGGGCUUAGACCCGACGACGACGAUGAUGAAGAGGAGGAUGGCAAGAUCCAGAACUUGAUGGAUCGAUUCCGGGCGCAUUUUGCGCUACCAGAGUCAGAGAAGCUUCUUGCGACAUACUUUGGUUACAUUGUCCGAGUCUUGCCUCUUUACGGAAAGUUCUACAUCAGCGACCGAUCAUUCUGCUUCCGAAGUCUGGUUCCAGGGACAAGGACCAAGCUCAUCUUGCCUUUGAAGGACAUUGAGAAUGUUCACAAGGAGAAGGGUUUCCGAUUUGGCUUCUACGGUCUUGUGGUUGUUAUUCGCGGCCACGAAGAACUCUUCUUUGAGUUCCGCCCCCCGGAGAUUCGGGACGACUGCGCUGUUACCAUGCACCAGAUUCUUGAGACCAGCCGGUAUCUCGAAAAGUCAGGAAUCCUUGAGCAGGAGGAACAAGAAGAUGAGGACGUCGCGAUUGCUGAGCGUGAUGCCUUAAAGGAGGCGCGACAAGACGAGUUUGCCGAUCACGAGCUGCAGCUUCCUCAUGAGACUUCUGGGGUCUCCAAUGCUCCGACCAUCCUCUUUGACGAUCCCAACGCAUCUGCUCUUGCUUUCAAGCCCCAGAAGUCGAUGAAGGUCACAUGUCUGACGAUCGGUUCCAGAGGCGAUGUCCAGCCCUACAUCGCGUUGUGCAAGGGCCUCCUUGCCGAGGGUCACAAGCCUCGAAUUGCCACACACGCCGAGUUCCAGGGUUGGAUCGAGUCCCAUGGCAUCGAGUUCGCCCGGGUCGAGGGUGAUCCUGCUGAGCUGAUGCGCCUGUGUAUCGAGAACGGAACCUUUACAUGGUCAUUCCUUCGCGAGGCAAACUCGACCUUCCGAGGAUGGCUUGACGACCUUCUCGACUCGGCAUUCAAGGCGUGCGAGGGAUCCGAGCUUCUUAUUGAGUCUCCGUCAGCGAUGGCGGGUAUUCAUAUCGCAGAGAAGCUCGGUAUUCCGUAUUUCAGAGCUUUCACAAUGCCUUGGACUAGGACACGAGCAUACCCUCAUGCCUUUAUCAUGCCCGAACACAAGAUGGGAGGAGCCUACAACUACAUGACGUACAUCAUGUUUGACAACAUCUUCUGGAAGGCCACUGCGUAUCAGGUGAACCGAUGGAGAAACAACACGCUGGGGCUUCCGAACACGAGCCUCGAAAAGAUGCAGCCCAACAAGGUGCCUUUCUUGUACAACUUCAGCCCAAGUGUGGUCGCUCCGCCUCUGGACUUUUCAGACUGGAUCAGAGUGACGGGUUACUGGUUCUUGGACGAGGGUGGUGAGUGGGAACCACCUCAAGAACUGCAGGACUUUAUCACCAAGGCCAGGGCAGAUGGGAAGAAGCUGGUCUAUGUCGGAUUUGGAUCUAUUAUUGUCAAUGAUCCUGCCAAGAUGACACAAGAGGUUAUCGAUGCCGUACACAAAGCCGACGUUCGAUGCAUUCUUUCCAAGGGUUGGUCCGACCGCAUCUCCUCCAAGGAAGAUCCAAACAAACCACGAGCUCCAGAGCCAGAGAUGCCUCCGGAGAUUCAUGUCAUCAAGUCGGCGCCUCAUGACUGGCUGUUCCGGCAAAUCGACGCUGCCGCACACCACGGUGGCUCAGGAACGACAGGUGCCAGCUUGCGAGCGGGUAUCCCAACAAUUAUUCGACCAUUCUUUGGAGAUCAGUUCUUCUUUGCCAGCAGAGUCGAGGAUCUUGGUGUUGGAGUUUGGGUCAAGAAAUGGGGAACCAACAGCUUCGGUCGAGCACUCUGGGAAGUGACUCGAAACGAACGCAUGAUCGUCAAGGCGCGUGUCCUUGGCGAGCAGAUUCGAAGCGAGGCCGGCGUUGAGAACGCUAUUCAGUGCAUCUACCGUGACCUCGAGUACGCCAAGAGCCUGAUCAAGCGUAAGGCGGGCAAGAAUGAACAGCCGGAUUCCGGUGAAGACGACGAUACAGAAGAGAGCUGGACGUUUGUCGGAAGAGACGAACCGGAUCCCGAUGUGGUCACCAAGAAGUUAAGCGAGGGCUUGGCCGGUUUAGGUACCGGAAGUGAGCGAUCACUUGGAAGCCAGGUUCAGAGCUCAGUUGCGACAUGA
Molecule: messenger RNA, 4266 nt
Organism: Fusarium vanettenii 77-13-4
Lineage: Eukaryota; Fungi; Ascomycota; Sordariomycetes; Hypocreales; Nectriaceae
Exons: 6
Coding region: 1-4266 (1421 amino acids)
Biological process (GO): carbohydrate metabolic process
Molecular function (GO): hexosyltransferase activity; UDP-glycosyltransferase activity
Source: RefSeq, a predicted model, not a curated record